Thecamonas trahens ATCC 50062 is the source of this 1029-nucleotide messenger RNA. Its product is annotated as septum site-determining protein MinD. Gene Ontology annotation, molecular function: ATP binding; ATP hydrolysis activity. The transcript has a single exon. The record is from RefSeq and is a predicted model, not a curated record. Bases 41 to 985 code for a protein of 314 amino acids. Gene Ontology annotation, biological process: negative regulation of cell division. Gene Ontology annotation, cellular component: cytoplasmic side of plasma membrane; cytosol. Lineage: Eukaryota; Apusomonadida; Apusomonadidae.
ACCACACUUGCGCAUUGUGAGAGCAGACUGAAGCAGAAGCAUGCUGAACGGAGUGCGCGGAGCAAUGAGGAGCAGCUGUGGGCUUACAGGGCUUGCAGGCUUGGGCCGUGUGGGGCUGGCGCGGGUCCAUGCAGCGGCGCGCAAGGUGAAGGGCGGCGACGGCGGCGAGGGCGAGGGCCGUGUGGUGGUGGUCACGUCGGGCAAGGGCGGAGUGGGCAAGACCACGACGUCGGCAUCGAUGGCGUACCGGCUGGCGGAGCUCGGGCACAAGACGGUGGCCAUCGACUUUGACAUCGGCCUGCGCAACCUCGACUUGCACCUCGGCAUGGAGCGCCGGGUGGUCUUCGACUUUGUCAACGUCCUGCAGGGCGAGGCAGAGCUCCGGCAGGCACUGAUCAAGGAUCGCCGCAACGACAACCUGUAUGUGCUUGCGGCGUCGCAGACGCGUGACAAGACUGCGCUCACGCUCGAGGGCGUCGAGAAGGUCAUCAACCAGCUCAAGCAGCAGUUUGACUAUGUUCUCUGCGACUCGCCGGCAGGCAUUGAGUCUGGUGCGCACCACGCCAUGUACUUUGCCGACGAGGCCAUUGUGUGCACAAACCCGGAGCUGUCGUCUGUGCGCGACUCGGACAAGAUGAUCGGCCUGCUGGCGUCCAAGUCCAAGCGCGCCGCCGACGGCCGCGAGCCCAUCGACGCGUACCUGCUCAUCACUCGGUACGAGCCUGAGCGGGUCGCUGACGCCAACAUGCUCUCGGUCUCGGACAUUUCCGAGAUGCUUGGCAUCCCGCUCCUUGGCGUCAUCCCCAACUCUGAGGCCGUCCUCACCUCGACCAACCUCGGCCAGCCCGUCGUCAUGCAGGAUCCCAACGAGGUUGACUGCUCCGGCGCCUUCCGCGACUUUGUUGACCGCUUCCUCGGCAAGGAUAUCCCUCUUCGCUUCCUCGAGCCCAAGAAGAAGGGUUUCCUCUCCAAGCUCUUCAGCUGAUGAGGCCGGAGAAAAGCGUAGCUCUAAAUCCAUUGUACUCUGCA